CGGCGGCGGGCUAGGAGCGGCGAACGACGAGUGCCGUCGUUUAAUUAUUUAUUCGCCGCGCGAGCCGCGGGCCGGAGGUCGGUCGUGGUCGAGUGUGUGCGGGGCCGGCGCGUCUCCCCGUCCAGUGUUGUUGUAUCGAGUCUCUAACCGGUGUUAUAAGUGAAUUAUUAUGAGCGACAGGGACAGGUCGUCGCCCUCCCUCACGGACACCCCGCUGAAGACGUACAUCGGCCGGCACGACGACGACUACCCCCUCAUAAACGGAAACGGUAAGCGGCGUCACGGCCGUGGUCGUUCUCGCAGUAGCGAUUUCCUGAGUCACGGGGCUAGCUUCAACAAAAAGUACGGCAAGUCGGUGAACAAUAAGGACGCGUUAGAAGACAAGAAAGAUGACAACGACCUGUGGGAGGCGCAAGCCGCCUUCCUUGGGCCAAACCUGUGGGACAAGACGCUGCCCUACGACCCCGAUCUCAAGUACGUGGACCUAGACGAGUUCCUGUCGGAGAAUGGCAUGCCGGGAGAGGGACUGGGCGGCGCGCACCUCGGCGGCUCGGCGUUCGGCCCGGCGCUCGGGCUGCAGACGCCGAUCACCAAGCGCGAGCGCUCGCCUUCGCCCUCAGACUGCAUGAGCCCCGACACCAUCAACCCGCCGCUGUCGCCCGCCGACUCCACGUUCUCGAUGGCGUCGUCUGGUCGCGACUUCGACCCCCGGACGCGCGCCUUCUCCGAUGAAGAGCUCAAGCCGCAGCCCAUGAUCAAGAAGUCCCGGAAACAGGUAAAUGAUUUCGUGCCCGACGACCUCAAAGACGACAAGUACUGGGCGCGCCGGCGGAAGAACAACAUGGCGGCGAAGCGGUCCCGCGACGCGCGCCGCAUGAAGGAGAACCAGAUCGCCCUGCGAGCCGGCUACCUCGAGAAGGAGAACAUGGGUCUGAGACAAGAGGUGGAGCUAUUAAAGAAAGAAAACCACAUCCUGCGCGAGAAGUUAUCAAAGUACGCGGACGUAUAGGCGGGCGGAGCGUCACCGCCAUCGCCCCCGCCGCGACUGCGCAUAGCACAAACACGCCACACGACACGUGAGUGUGCCGCGCCGCCGCAUCACCGCCGCACGGGCGCCACACGUGCGCCGCAUGCGCCACGCAUCACGAGCGCUCCACUGUCGCCGGCGGGCCGCUGACGCGCGCGCGUGUUGCAGAUCGCGGGCGCUGCCGCCGCCGUGCCACAGCAGCGCCGCCGGUCCGCACGCCGGUGCCCCACCCGCCGCCGCCGCCGCCGCACCCGUCGCCGGGCACACAUCUCUCUCGACUCGACAUGGCCCACGUGUUGUUAGGCUUAUUGUAAUGUCCACUGUGCGACCGGUGACCGCGGCCACGUCAGGAGGCGCGCACGCGACCGCCGCUCGCGGCUGCGGUCACCGCUCGUGCGCUUUCUUUUAAUAGGAUUAAUUGUUAACGCAGUUACCGUAAGUUUAUAUUAGUUUAGUAGGUGAAUGUUAACCAAAGUUUCGUUGGAGCUCUGUUCUAUCGUCGUGUCUCUAAAUCCUUCCCUCGGACUCAGUUCGACACUCAACAGGGUUAGUCUACGACGUACGGACCAAAAUUUUAUGGUGAAAUGUUGUUAAUUAUUUUCGAUGGGUGUCUGUCGUGUCCCGUCCCGAGCGUGCGCCGCCCGCGGCGUCAGUCCGGUGCAGUCGGUGCACUUGGAUAUAAUAUUAUAUUUGUACCGCGUGGCCGCCGCGCCGCCGCGCCGCACGCAUCAUUGCUCAAGUGGCUCGCGUACGCAUGCGCGCAACUGUAGUAGCUGCGUCUCUGUAUAUAGAUAGUUGUAAUGGCGUCGAGCCGGCGCCGUCGCCCGCGCGCCCUCCACCCCCACUACCCCCACCAUUGCCCCGGGUUAGCCCGCACCCGCAUCCGCUCCCGCCCGCCCCGCGCUCCGGGCUGCGGCCGGCGGCUCGCGCCUCUAGUUGCUUGUAGGACCGCUCCGUAUGAGAUUAGGCCCGACCGCGGGCCCUCGGCCUCGGCGAACCUUCUACAUCGUUUCCGUAGUGGGCGAACACUAGUUUCGUUUCAAAUUUACUUAGAGGAUAGUUUAAGUAGUGCGUAGAUUCCGUAGCGUAGUCAUUAUUAGUAUAUUUUUGUUAUGGCUGUAGUUGUUAAUGUUUUUGAAAGUUUAUAUAAUUUUUUUUAGUUGUAUCUAAAGAGACUCGUGUUAUUGUGUCGUUGUGGGUAGGACCCACUGUCGGUGAAGAGCUCGGCGCCCCGCGCGUCCGCCUCAUGCCCCUGUGCCCCCGUGCUCCCGUGCCCCCGUCCCCCCAGUAUGAGUAUCCCCAGUGAGAAGCGCGCGCGGGGAGAGCGAGCGAGCGAGCGACAUCGCGGCGCCUCGCGUGACGCGUCCGUCGAACUGAUCUCGUCGUUUCGGCGUCCCCUCCGCACUGUACUUUGCUCGUGCUAAUGUUACAAUAUAUUUUUGUAGAUUUUUGUCGUUGAUAAAUGAGUCAAUUGAAUGUUUAUUGAAUUGAAGAAAAUUAAUGUUUAUAAUCUAAGACUAAGAAGUUGUUGCAUUUGAAAGUAUUUUAUGGAUACAAAGCGAGAACAAUAAAAUGUUUUUUCUAUAAAGGUUUACAUGUGAAGGAUACUGCAUAGUACUGAUACUGAGAGGUGUGACGGUUACGCUUUGAAAUGCACUGUUUCAUGUUUCAUAUCGUGCGUAAUGUUAUUAUUGUUAUACGACUAACUGGACCGACCGCUCGACUCUUUGUAAACGGAGUGCGCGUCGACACUCGCCAAUUACCAGCUCCCCCAGUCGAGAGCUGAUCAGCUCCCGCUCGGCACCACCGCCUGUACGCGCCUCCGUGCGGUCGCGCUCCAGU
This is a messenger RNA of Manduca sexta (tobacco hornworm), 2869 nucleotides long. RefSeq names its product hepatic leukemia factor (gene Pdp1). Gene Ontology annotation, cellular component: nucleus. The transcript is spliced from 8 exons. Gene Ontology annotation, biological process: regulation of transcription by RNA polymerase II. Lineage: Eukaryota; Metazoa; Arthropoda; Insecta; Lepidoptera; Sphingidae. Gene Ontology annotation, molecular function: DNA-binding transcription factor activity, RNA polymerase II-specific; RNA polymerase II cis-regulatory region sequence-specific DNA binding. The record is from RefSeq and is a predicted model, not a curated record. Bases 170 to 1009 code for a protein of 279 amino acids.